AUGGCUCGUAAUACUUCCAAAACGCACGACAAGCCGAACUUGUAUACCAUCGGUGUGCUUGCUUAUAUCGGAUUGUGCUCAUUCAAUUUUGGAUAUCCUGCGGCUGUGAUAGGAACGCUGCUUGGCCAACCAUCAUUCUUGGAAUACUUUGAGCUGGAAACGCGAUCCAAUGGCACAGACCUUAUAUCCACCAUGAAUGGCAUCUUCCAGACAGGAGGGCUCAUUGGGACCCUGAUUCUGCCUUGGAUAGCAGACAAGUGGGGACGGCGUUGGGCCCUUGCAGUGCCUGCAAUUCUGGUCCUUGUCUCGGGCGCCAUCAUGGCGGGCAGCAACAAUGUAGCCCUCUUUAUAGUCUUUCGAUUUUUCAGCGGUGCAGGAUCGUGGAUGUCGGUCGCAGCAGCUCCGCUUAUGAUGAGUGAACUGGUCGCUGUCAAUUUGCGUGGUAGCCUCGUCGAGAUCCAUGGCAUCUGCUUCCAGAUCGGCUACAUGUCAUCCGGCUGGAUCGGCUUCGGGACCUUUUUCUGGGAGAACAACGGCAACAAUUGGCGUCUUCCCGUCGCGGUUCAAUGCAUAGCACCGAUAAUCUUGCUUUGCGGCCUGCCCUUCUGCCCAGAAAGCCCAAGAUGGCUGGUCAUGCAGAAUCGUGACGAUGAGGCCAAAGCUGUGUUGGAGAAGGUGCAUUCUCGUUCCGGCACAGGACAUGACCGAGCCCACACAGAACUGUACCAGAUCCAGAAACAAGUGGCCAUCGAUCGAGAACUGAACUGCACUUGGGUCCAACUCUUUCGCAAACCCUCGUACAGAAAGCGAGCGUGGUACGCAAUUGGUACCACGGGGAUUGUUCAGUUUGCAGGAGUGUUGGUCAUCAACAAUUAUGGCCCAGUCAUCUACAAGCUCCUGGGAUAUGGACCGGAAAAACAGCUGCUCUUCCCCGUAAUUUGGUUGACGGUGGGGUUCUGCCUUUUCCUCAUCGCGCCGGGAUUGAUCGAUCUACUACCGAGAAACAUUCUCAUCGGCGGUGGCAUCAUUGGCUGCUCGGUCAUGUUGAUCUUCAUCUCCGCCCUCAUUGCCAAUUUCGUACCGUCCACCAACACUGCCGCGCUGAAGGCGACGGUCGCAUUCUUUUAUCUGUACCAACCCUUCUACGUCGUGGGCCUCGAUGGCACCCAGUUCACCUACCUGGGCGAGAUCUUCCCCACCCAUCUACGAGCCAAAGGGGUCUCUCUGGGCUCAGCAAUGAUUGCACUGAUGAACAUUGUCUGGCUUCAAUCGGCCCCGACAGGACUGGCGAACAUUGGAUGGAAGUACUUCCUUGUUUUCAUCAUCGGUGGAAUCCUCGGAGGCAUCCUCAUCCUCAUAUACUGGCCCGACACGAGGAACAUCCCAUUAGAAGAAAUUGCCGCUAUCUUUGGUGACGAAGAUGAAGUGGCCGUCUAUCAGUACGAACUCGAUGUCGAUCCGACGACGCACACAAUCAGAGACCACCAUACCCAGAGUAAGGCUCAGGCCCAAGAAAUCGAAGAGCAAGCGACAUCGCGUCAGGUAGAGGAGGUUACUGAAACUCAUUGA
Exophiala oligosperma is the source of this 1569-nucleotide messenger RNA. RefSeq lists its product as uncharacterized. Gene Ontology annotation, cellular component: membrane. Gene Ontology annotation, biological process: transmembrane transport; carbohydrate transport. NCBI's taxonomy places the organism in Eukaryota, Fungi, Ascomycota, Eurotiomycetes, Chaetothyriales, Herpotrichiellaceae. The record is from RefSeq and is a predicted model, not a curated record. Bases 1 to 1569 code for a protein of 522 amino acids. The transcript has 8 exons. Gene Ontology annotation, molecular function: carbohydrate:proton symporter activity.